Molecule: messenger RNA, 2737 nt
Organism: Peromyscus eremicus (cactus mouse)
Lineage: Eukaryota; Metazoa; Chordata; Mammalia; Rodentia; Cricetidae
Gene: Impa1
Product: inositol monophosphatase 1
Exons: 10
Coding region: 837-1670 (277 amino acids)
Biological process (GO): signal transduction; phosphatidylinositol phosphate biosynthetic process; inositol metabolic process
Molecular function (GO): inositol monophosphate 1-phosphatase activity
Source: RefSeq, a predicted model, not a curated record
CUAUUGGUUGAUAUCUAUUCGGCUGGAUAAUUCCUUGAAGAUAUGAUGGAUAGCUUUUGAAACAGUCUUGGGGAAUCGGUAGGUGUUCUGUUAGUGGUUAGUGUUGUCACAAGGUGACAUGUGAGAGGCAGGAGCAGUUUCUGGUGAGGAAGCCCAGCCCAAGACAGUUGAGUUGUGAGAAGAGUGGACUAAGAACAAGGUUGAUAGUGUAGAAACCAUUCUUGAAGAGCACUAAGCAGUUUGUUCUACAACUUAGAGUAGUCUUUUACAGAUACUUGAAUGCUUGUAUCACAAGGAAAAGGCAUGUAGUCACGAUGGCCUAUGGCUGUAAUCCCAGCCAGCAUUCUGAAAACUGAGCCAGGACGGUCAAGCAUUUGAAGCCCACCUUGUCUCAAGGAGAAGGGAGCAGCAGCCAGUAGACACUUGUCCAUCUGCUCCGUGUCCCUGUGCUGCUUUUCCUGUGCAGUGAGGCAGAGAGUCCAGAUGCUCUUAAAGAGGAAGCACGGCGUCACUUGCUCUCUGUUGUGCAGCAGACAGAGUUAGUGUGGCUUUAUAAAGAAGGCCACCUUUUCUGAGCAUGACCGCUCCCAUGCCUCUCUGUGCGAAGAACUCCUGUUAGCUGUGGUCAGGCCUGUGGUGGGUCUCUAGCGGCCAGCAGAAAGCUGGCAAGUCACAUGGUUAUAAUUCCCCCUCCCUGAAGCCUAGGAGCCUUCCUGGAGUUCUUUUCUUGUUCCGCCCCCCACUCAUAUACCUGACCUUUAGACUACUUCUUAAUCACAUCUUGACCUACCUAAGCUUCAAUUGGAUCCCUGCUGUCUCCACAAUAUGAUAAGAAGAUGUCCGACCCCUGGCAGGAGUGCAUGGACUAUGCGGUCACCCUCGCAAGACGAGCUGGAGAGAUGAUCUGUGAAGCUCUAAAAAAUGAGAUGAAUGUUAUGAUUAAAAGUUCUCCAGCUGACUUGGUAACGGUUACUGACCAGAAAGUUGAACAGAUGCUUCUCUCUUCUAUAAAGGAAAAGUACCCAUCUCACAGUUUCAUUGGGGAAGAAUCGGUGGCGGCUGGGGAAAAGACGGUCUUCACAGACAACCCCACGUGGAUCAUUGACCCUAUUGAUGGGACGACCAACUUUGUACAUAGGUUUCCUUUUGUAGCUGUUUCUAUUGGCUUCGUUGUAAAUAAACAGAUGGAGUUUGGAGUUGUGUAUAGCUGUGUGGAAGAUAAGAUGUAUACUGGCAGGAAAGGAAAAGGUGCCUUUUGUAAUGGGCAGAAGCUUCGGGUCUCACAACAGGAAGAUAUUAGCAAAUCACUCUUGGUGACUGAGUUUGGCUCGUCCAGAAAGCCAGAGACUUUACGGACCGUUCUCUCCAACAUGGAAAAGCUUUGCUCCAUUCCCAUCCAUGGAAUCCGGAGUGUUGGAACAGCUGCUGUUAACAUGUGCCUUGUGGCAGCUGGAGGCGCAGAUGCAUAUUAUGAGAUGGGGAUUCACUGCUGGGACAUGGCAGGAGCUGGCAUCAUCGUCACCGAAGCGGGUGGAGUGCUGAUGGAUGUGACAGGUGGACCAUUUGAUUUGAUGUCUCGGAGAAUAAUUGCAGCAAAUAAUAAAGCAUUAGCCGAAAGGAUAGCCAAAGAAAUUGAGAUAAUACCUUUACAAAGAGAUGACGAAAGUUAGUUGGCACAGAACCGUGUCCAGCUCCAUCACACAUGCUGACCCUGGGAUGUUAGAGGUGUCUGAUGUCACUGUUUAUAUUUGUCUUUGAGGUCCUGAUUUUAAAAUGGGAACAUUUUUUUAAAAUGACAUAUGCAAAAUUAGAUGGAAUAUUUGAUUGUUGAAAGAAAAUUUGCAUGUAAGAAUAUCUUGGGGACAAUAUACAGGAAGUAUAAUUAAUGAACUAGCCAUGGAAUAGUCACCAGUCCACAUGAUCCCCUUAAAUUUUAAUGUACUAUUUAUAUGCACAGUUCUCAAUUAGAAAGUUUUCCUUUUGUAAAAGUUUUUCUCUUUAUUCCAAAAGCCAUAUUUAAUUAAGUUUGUAAGACUGUAGCAGGCAGGUUCUCUUGUUGCAGAGAGCCUUUUUGUUUUAUUAAUCACUGUAAUUCAGCAUCUGUCAAACAGUAGGCAAUCUAAAAUCACCUUACAAUAAAUACCGGAAGCCGCAGAUCCUGCUUCUAAUGGGUACAGCGUAAGAUGACUAUUCUAUAUCUUUGCUUCCUGUUUUGAAGUUACAGUUAUGUCACUGUCCUUUUUAUAUUUCAUAUUGCCAUGCCAUUUCAUAGAACUAUACUGCCAGAGAUGAUUGCUUAUUGUGGUCAUUUCUGCAGUUGGUAGACUACUGUAUGUUGUAGGCUCCGUCUAAACCCCUGUACUAGAGAGAAAUUUUCACAGUAUCUGAUAUAGUUAGUUGUAGUGUAAUGUUUUACUAAAUAUAGUAUUCACAUUCAGAUACUUAAACUGGUUUUGGCUGUGCUGACAGAUGUAUUGUGGAAUUAAUGGUGAAUGAAGUAUUUGAUUUCUUUCCAAAAUCCUUACUUAAUUUCAUCACUGCUGUCUGUAUAUUCUAUAAGGAUCUUGGGCCUCUCAAACUCAAGAGGGCCUCUCAAACUCAAGAAGAAAAUUUAAUGGUUCCUAUUCCUUUUUAAAGGAUUAAUUUAUUGUCUAGCCUUGGUCCUUGGCAUAUGAACAGAUACUUUGUUCUUAGUAUGUUUGAACUUUGUAUUUGAUAAAAUGAAGUGUUCUUGUAA